AUGGAAUUGAUAACGUGCAGCGGAAAAAACAAGAUGCCAAUGCCUCCGUCGGAAUACAUCUGCUUUGAUUGUAGAAAGAAACACCAAGAUGAGUUGCCUAUGUUGAAAGCAAAAACAACGCUCGUGAUGAUGCCUCUCCAUAUUUCAAUGCAGUGGAUCAACGAGCUGCACAAGCAUCUCGUAGAGCAUCCAGACGAUGAAGACAUCGUCAAUGACUAUUACUGUGAAGGCCGAGUUCAUAACAUUCGCUAUCUUUUAUAUCCUGGAAUCUCUGUGAUCUUACAGAAUAAGAAAAAACGAUUGUACGAUAACUUGCAUUUGCUUCUACAUCCAGAGUAUCUUGCUCAAUUCGAUAUUGUUUUCCUUCCGUAUGAAAACUUCAAAACCGAUUACGAUUACUAUAUUGCCAGACAGCCAACCUUGCGAAGAGAAUUGAAAGUCAUUCACUACAACUCCCCAUUGUUCUUUUUGGAUGAAGUUCAUCUCGUGGAGAAUUCGAUUAGUUUGCUUUAUCGCUGUGCUUCUCUUCAUUACGACAAUAUCUGGUGCAUUUCUGGAACUCCGUUUAACAAAAACCUCUCAGAAAUGCAGGAAGCCAUGUUUUUGAUGAAGAUUCCGCAGUAUAGCAACGUUUCUGUUUGGAAAGAGUGCAUUCAAAAGCCGUUUUCUCUCAGAAUCGAUGGAGUGGCGGAUUUGUUGUCCAACUUGAUCUCUGAAUACUAUUGGCGAACCACUUUUAGAGAUUUGGAACGGCUUUCGCCCGGUUUGAUUCCUUCGCAGUCUCGAAGUAUCAAGUUUGUGUUUUCAACGGGCGUUGAAAAAAUGCACUACACGAACGUGAAGAAUCGAAUGAUGAAGCAAAUCAAGGAAUACGUGAGCAAGAUUCGAAAGCACUAUGGAGACGAUUUCUUAGAGUGCAAAUUGAAUCCGAAGGAUUUGUAUCACGUUUUGAACGAUCUGAAGCCUCUCCGUCAGGCAUGCAAUCACUAUCAAAUCGGCUCGAAAACUCUCUCUGGAAUGAAUUGCGAGAUCCUUUCUCUCGAGCAAGUGAAGGAAAAGCUCGUGGAAAACCAAAUACUGGACUGUCAGAAUAGUCUGCGAAACUAUGUAGCGUGCCACAACGCCAUGGCGGGUCUGGGCAUUCUGCAAGGAGACAUCGAGGGUGCAGCUGCGUGCUACAAAGAGACUCUCGCGCAGUGCAAGAAGUACAACGAACUGAAUCAGAUCCACACGGAUUUGGUGCAGUUGAUUCAUUGCAACUUCAAUCUCUUGUGUUGUGAGGAAAUGAGGCCAGGGUUGUUGGAGCCUUCUUUUCUGCAGGAGGUUCGGGAGUCUCUCAGGCAGGAGGAAGAGGAAUUCCUCGAGAAACCAAAGAAGAACUUGGAGAAGGCGAUUGCAAACUGCUUUUCAAACGAUCUUCCGCAGAAUCUCAUUGAGGAUUCAUUUCGAUUCAUGCAGUCGGUUACGACGGAGUUGAAUGAUGGAAUCGCUGUGGAUGUGGGAAGUCGACUCCAUUCAUAUGGAGAUGAGAACGUUCUUUCUGUUUUUCAAUUUGUCGACCGUUUGCAAGACUCGAAUCCAAAGAACAAAUCCAUCAUCGCUUUCAAGAAGUCUUUGCGAGUUGGGCCUUUUCAUUCGCUUCAUAAUAGUCGAACCUUCAUCUCAGCGUUCACAGCAAGAGACUCAAGCUGCAAAGCCUUUCAGGCUGUCUUCAGUUUUUGUUUCGAUGGAAAAACGUUCUCACUUCGGUUCGUUCUUCGAUUCUGCAAGAGCUUGUUACGUUUAACGAGACUCCUUCUCUUUCUCUUGUUCAUUUUGUUGUCUCUUUUCAUGUUUAGAUUUCGCAGUGCUCGAGCUGUCCUCGCUGCAUUUCGCUCCAAAGCUCAGAAAAGGGAGCCCAGUUCAGCGAUAUCCGAUCGAACGCUCCGCUAUGUGCUCAUUGUGAGUUCGAAAAGCGGAUUCAACUCUACGAUUCGUUAA
Molecule: messenger RNA, 1980 nt
Organism: Blastocystis hominis
Lineage: Eukaryota; Bigyra; Opalinata; Blastocystidae
Exons: 6
Coding region: 1-1980 (659 amino acids)
Biological process (GO): protein polyubiquitination; DNA damage response
Cellular component (GO): nucleus
Molecular function (GO): ATP-dependent chromatin remodeler activity; ATP binding; ubiquitin protein ligase activity
Source: RefSeq, a predicted model, not a curated record